AGUGUUGUCGGAAAAAUGGCGGCACUGCCCCUGCAAGAGUUGGAAGGUUCAGAGAUAGCUAAGCUUGAAAAGAUCAUUUCGGACCAGCAAUAUAAUAUCGAUUGUCUAAAAGCCCAACAGGAACGACAUCGGGUUGACAGCGAACAACAAUUCUUUGAAAAAAAAAACCAACUUGCUCAGUGUCAAGAGGACUUUUUGUCGCAGACCCAAGAGCAUUUUAAUCUCAAAGAGGAGUUCAGAAAACAAGAGGAGGAUCUCAAACGUGUGCGUGAGGAGAAUGGAGAAUAUGAAUCCGCACAAGCGAGGCUGUCAUCUGAGCAGACACUGCUGGCAAAGGCUAAAGAGGAACUGGAGGCAGAAAAGCGAGAACUUGUUCGAACACUGGAGAAAAGAUCUUUGGAAGUGGAGCAUUUAAAUGAUGACUUCAGGCAACUCAAUGACAAGUUGGUGGAGGUUAACACCUCUAAGAUGGCCCUGCAGAUGAAGUUGGAUGAACUUGAAUCGGCUGAAGUCAACAUUAAAUACAAGGAGAAACGUAUGAACCAAGAGAAAGAGCUGCUGAAUGGUCAAACAUCUUGGCUGAAGGAGGAAUUGAAGGCUAAGAGUGAAGAACUGCUGUCGCUGUCCCGACAGAAGGGAAACGAGAUACUGGAACUAAAAUGCAACCUCGAGAACAAGGAAGAUGAGUUGAACCGACUCCAAGAGCAAGUGGCCAGUUUGAAGACAUCAAAUGAGCGUCAUCAGAAGCAGAAUGAGGACAUGAUCAGCAAACUGAAAGAAGCCAAGGAACAACAAGCCACGAUGGAGGAAAAGUUCAGAAACGAGCUGAAUGCCAACAUUAAGCUUUGCAAUCUAUACAAGGGAGCAUCGGCAGAUUCUGAGGCAAAAAGUGAAGAGCUGAGUCGGGCAGUGGAGGAGCUGCAUAAGUUGCUGAAAGAUGCUGGAGAAGCCAACAAGGCCUUUGAAGAGAAGUUGCAGGAGAUGAAUGGUGCCACAGACAAGAGUGUGGCUGAGCUAAAAGAAAGGAUCCAGAGCCUUGAGAAAGAGUUGGAAAAUGCUAAUGAGCUGCUAUCAAGUUCUAAACUUAGAGGUCCGAUUGGUACGACAUCUGUGAUCGCAGAAGAGCAAAUGACGACUAUGUCCCCAACAGCUGCCGCUGUAUCCAAAAUAAAGCCCAACAUGAAGUUGACAGAGCUGUACACCGCAUAUGUGGAUACCCAGGAGCAGCUGCAGAUGGAGAGAUUGGAGAAUAAGCGAGUCAACAAGUACCUGGAUGAUAUUGUGCAAGAAGUGGAAGCAAAAGCCCCAAUCCUCAAACGACAGAGGGACGAACACGAGCGCAUGCAGAAGUCAGUGGCCAGUCUUUCUGCCAAGCUGGAGCAGGCUGUUAAGGAGGUGCAUCGUCUGCAGAAGGAAGCUGAUGAAGCUAACAAGCGCUCCUCUGUUCUGGAAAGGGGCAACCAGAGGUGUGAACUUCAGCUUGGAGACAUGGCUCAACAGGUGCGUGUGCUGCUCAUCGAGCUGGAAGAGGCUCGUGGAAACCAUGUAAUGCAUGAGGAGGAGGUGAGCUCAGCCGACAUCAGCAGCACAUCAGAGGUGAUCAGCAAACACUUGGUGACCUUCCGUGGUGUAGAGGAGCUUCAGAAGCAGAACCAGCGUCUUCUGGUGGCCCUCAGGGAACUCAGUGAUGCUCAGGAGAAAGAGGAGCUUGAGGCCGCUGGCAACAAACGUGGUGAACUGGAGCAGAGUUUUGACAAAGCCCACCUUGAGCUGGAGUCCCUGAAGGAGCAGCGCAGCCAGCAGGUCAAGAUGACUGAGUCCAUUGUGAGGCAGAGGGACAUGUACCGCAUGCUGCUGGCUCAGGCAACAGGAGUCAGCUUCCCUCAGCAGGGUGCAUUACCCGAGGAGUUCUCUCUAACCUCCACCCCCCGACGCUCACCUGCAGCCAAACCCAACACAGGAACUCCCACUGCACUUGUCUCCAUGACGACCGAGUCUGCUGAAGCCUUGGAGGCCAAGGCAGCUUUGCGCCAGUUGCAGGAGGUAUUUUCCGCCUAUAAGAAGGAGCGCAUGGAGGGUAGCAAGGUCAUGACGGAGCAAAACGAGAAGCUCCAGGAGCAGCUCUCUGACCUCCACUCCCAGAAUGCAAAGAUAUCCACCCAGCUAGAGUUUGCCUCUAAAAGGUAUGAGAUGCUUCAAGACAAUGUUGAGCGCUACAGGACAGAGAUUGCUUCCCUCCGAGAAAAAGGACAAAAGAUGUCCACUGCCACACAGAAGCAUGAGCAGACCAUCCACACGUUGAAUGAGGAUCUGAAGGCUGCCAAAGAGAAACUCGCCAUGGCUGAGGGCCAGACUGAGAGUCUACGCAAGGAAAGAGAAACGCUCAAGCUGGUGGAGUCCCAGCUGAACCUGGAAAAGGAGUCGAUCCUCAGCCAACAACAGAGCCAGAAUCUGCUGCUGACCAACCUCCAAGCUAUUCAGGACACUCUUAAGCGUUCAGAGACUGAGACACAUAAGCGUCUCAAUGGCCAGUUGGAGAAGCAGGAACGAGAGAUCUCUCAGCUGCAGAAGAGGCUGGAGCACGAGGUGGAACAGCGCCACCUGCUCGUCAGAAACCAGGAAGUCCGUUUGCUUACCUCUCAAUGUCAGUUGCUGGAGAAACAGGGGCUGAUACACCAGACGACCAAGGAGCUGCUGAAUGCUGCCGAGCUCGAGCUCAACACCCUCAAGCUGCAGUUGGGCAGCGGUGAAGCGCGUCACGCUCUGAGCUCCCCCACCACGCCAAUAAUCAGAGGUCUGCCGGGUUCGAAUCAAGACAGAGAGGACUUACAGGGCCGACUGCGGGCGGCCGAAUACCGGGCGGAGGAGCUUGCAGAGAGCCUCCGUGUAGCCACCUCCAGCAUUGAGCAGUACAGAACCAUGGCUCAGAGCCUGGAAGAGUCCCUUAACAAAGAGAAACAGGUAACAGAGCAGGCACGCUCAUCCAUUGAAGUUCGUAUGAAGGAGGCUGAGCAGGAGCACCACAGGCUGGAGGAAAAGCUUCUGGAAGCAGAGAAGGAAAAACAUAAUUCAGAGGAGCAGAAGAGGAGAGCCCUGGCAUCAUUGGAAGAGCAGAUAAACAGUCUGAGAGGAAGUCUGAGCAGCACUCAGGCAGAUCACCAGGCUGUGCUCGAGCGCGUGAUUGUAGCUGAAGCCCAGCAGCAGCAAGCUCUACAAGACAGCCAGGAGCAGGCCAAGCUGGCAGCUGAAGCGCAAGACAAGUAUGAGCGGGAGAUGAUUCUGCAUGCGGCAGAUGUCGAAGCACUGCAAGCUGCUAAAGCUCAGGCCAUUCAGGCCAUCGAGUUUCGACAACAGCUUGAUGAGAGAGCCCAGAGAGUCUCUGCAGAGCUACUGGAGGCCAGGGUCUCCUGGGGAGAGCAGGAAAAAAUCCUCAAGGAGGAGAUGUCAAAGAUGGAGAGCCGCUAUGAGGAUUUCCAGAGGCAGAACACGCUUUUGCAUGAGCAGAUCCAGGCAAUAAGCAGCAAGAUGGCUGACAAGUUGCAGCAUGCUGCCAGUGAGAGUCCACUGAACAUCUCUCUGACUGAAGAGGGCAAAUCUCAAGACCAGAUCCUUGAGAUUCUCAGGUUUGUACGCGGAGAGAAGGAGAUUUCCGAAUCGCGUUUUGAGGUUGCUCAAGGGGAGAGUUUGCGUUACCGUUUGAGGGUGGAGCAUCUGGAGCGUGAGUUGAAGGAGGCGCAGGACAGCUUGAGUGCUGCAAAAGAGAGGAUGCAGGUGACAACGAAGACCCUGGCUCAGCAUGAUGAACUGAUGAAGAAGACCGAAACAAUGAGCAUCCUGAUGGAGACCAACAAGAUGCUGCGAGAGGAGCGAGACAAGAUGGAGCAAGAACUGCACCAAACUCAGGAUAAGGUACAAAAGCUGGAGUCGGACAUUAUGCCACUGCAGCAGGCCAACUCCGAGCUGAGCGAGAAGAGCGGCAUGCUGCAGGCUGAGAAGAAGAUACUCGAAGAGGAGAUCAGGCGCUGGAAAGCUCGGACCCAGCAUUUGGUGAGCCAACAAAAGGAUUCAGACCCGGAGGAGUCCAAGCGUCUACACUCUGAGAAGGAGGCUCAUCUCAAACGCAUACUGCAGCUCACUGAGGAGAACUCCAAACUUAAAGCAGAGGUGGCCAGGACCAAUAAUCUCACAACAUCCUUGCAAAGCCAGGUACAGAACUUGCGUGACAAUAUGAGUAAGAUAAAUGAUGAAAGAAAUGUGCUGAAGAAGGAAGUGGAGACCAAGAACCAAGAGCUCCAGGAGAAAGUACAAACUAUCACUCAGGUCAAGAAGAUUGGACGCCGUUACAAAACUCAGUAUGAUGAUCUCAAGGUGGAACAUGACAAGUUGGUAGCCGAGGCCGCAGCAGUGCCAUCCCAAGAAGAGGAGGCUCGUCAAGCCUCAGUUCAGGAGCUGCAGAGUCUCAAAGAUUCUCUGAACCAGGCUGAAACCAAGACCAGAGAGCUGGAAGGACAACUGGAGAACAUCAACAAGGUGGCUGCAGAGCGUGAGACUGAAGGGCGUAAUGCCCAGGAACAGUCAACCAGGCUGCAGACAGAGCUGAACAGAAUAAGGCAGGAGCUACAGGAUAAAGUCUCUCAGGAGGACACGCUGAGACAGCAGAUGACUGACAAAGAGGACAAGACCAGGAAGGCCAUUGUCUAUGCCAAGCAGAAGAUAAACCUGCUCACCAGCACCAAAGACAAGCUGCAAAGGGAAAAUGAAGAGCUAAAGCAACAGCAGGAGGAGCUAAAGCAACAGCGUGAGGAGCUGGAGGUUCGAGUCAGCGCUCUCAAGUCUCAAUAUGAGGGCCGCCUGAGUCGACAGGAGAGAGAACUGCGAGACCUGCGAGGUCAGCAGGAGAGGCAAGAGCAGAGAGAUGAGCCACCUGAGGCAGGUCCCAGUAAGACCCAGGAGCAGCAGAGGGGCACAGAACAGAGGCAGAUCAGUCUGAAGACAACCCCAGCUGCAGACCGGGGCAGUGCCAGCACAUCUGAGACUCCCACUGCCAACAUUAAGCCAACACCUGUGGCUUCAGCAAGCAAGCAGCCUGUCAACCCGGGAAACAAACCCACUCCGAGAGCAAGCAUCAGGCCCAUGAUUACCCCAGCUACUGUGCCCACCCCAACACCCACGGCCACCGUCAUGCCCACCACGCAGGUGGAGACCCAGGAAGCCAUGCAGUCUACUGAAGGCCCCCCAGUAGAGCACGUGACUGUGUACGGAAGUGCCAGCGGCUCGGUGCGCUCUGCCAGCCCCAACGUCCAGACCACUUUAGCAAGCCCCAUGCUGACGGGGCAGCAGAGCCAGACGCAGGCCACCGCUUUUGUCCAACCAACUCAACAACAGAGCAUGACCCACGCAGAGCCGGCAAAUCAGGAGCCGCCACCCAUGGUCAUUGAGGCGACACCUAGCUCGCAGGUGGAAUGGCCUUCAACGUCCUCCACCUCCUCCGUGUUUGGAACCGUUUCAGCAACACCAGGAACCUCGUCCAUGUCAAAAAGACCCCGGGAAGAGGAGGAGAUUGCCCCUGUGCUUCCUGACACAGAGUCCACCCAGGAGGACACCUCCAGGGCUCCUAUUCCUAAAAAGCUGCGUAUCAUCCAGAGAGUUGGUCCAGAGGAGGAGGUGCUGGUGGAAGACAGUGCAGAGGCCGAGGGGGUGGUGCUAACAGACAGUCAAGACGGAGCGGAAGCAAGCCAGGAGGAGUUUCCAGUACUGGAGGAGGGUGAUGCAGCCACCCAGUCCAUCAUGAUGGACCAAGAGCUUACCUUGUCCCAAAGUGACGCCCCCCACCUGCUACAGCAGGAAGUAAUCGUCAUAAUAACAGACACAGAGAGUGACGAUGACCAGGAAGAGGAGGAGGAAGAAGAGGAGGAGGAACAGGACUAUGAUGAAGAAGAGGAGGAAGAAGAAGAAGAACAGGAGGAGGGGGAGGAAGAAGAAGAAGAAGAGGAGGAGGAGGAGGAUGAUGAAGAUGACAGGGAGAUGGGGGAGGAAGGAGAAGACAGUAACGAGGGGAGUGGAGACGGCAACGAGGCCUACGAAGACGACGACGACGCAAAGGGAGCUGAUGUAACUGACCCAGGCACUGAAACGGAAGAGAGUUUGGGGGCGUCUGACUCCACCCAGAGGCCGGCCGAUUCCCAGACACCUAGCUUUGACAGCAGUACAAUGGAGGCAUACUCUAUCGAACAACCCAUCACAAGCUCUGGUACACGGAUGCCUCAGUCGCCACGGAGACCGACACACCAGCUGCCCUCUCGCCUGAACAUUGCGCCAACAUCAGAACUGGGACCACCUUCACAGCGUAUCCCUGUUCGCCGCCAGUCAGUCGGCCGGGUCCCGCAGCUCACUGCCGGCGUGCCAGGCACUUCCCAGCACGUCUGUGAUGAUGAUGACCGGACGGUUCCCAGCACUCCCACUCUGGUGUGGCCACAGCGAUCCGACGCUUCAGACCAGUCCAUCCUUUCUCCCCAAGUAGCCGGCGUGCCUCGCUUCAGGUACGGUCUUUCAGAAGAUGCGCCACAGACCAGCUCCUCUUCGGACCUGGGACAGCUCUCCUCACAAGGAGGUCUGGGAAUUUAUGAAAGCCCGUUGUUCCUAGCAACUCACGAAGAGUCUGGUGGACGCAGCUUUCCCACCACACCGCUACAGGUUGCAACACCAGUAGCAAUCGUCUCGGAAGUGGCUCAGUCGGACACCACCAGUGAGCUUGCCUCCCAGUCGGUUCCCAUGGUGAGCACGUCCACACCCGGCCUGGUUGUGCCAGGAGCUCCGUGCCCAGGGGAGGACAGAGAUGACGUCUUUCUGGAGCCAGACACUGAUGGGCCCAGUGCAGAUGUUUCGGUAGACCCAGGGGUCUCACAGGGAGAUUUAGAGGAGCCAGGCCAGCAAUCUGACAAGGCCUGCCUCCCCUCCACCAGUCAGGAGCCCUCCUCCAGCUCUGCAGAUACAAGCAGUGCACCACCUAAGCCCUCUAGACCUGGAACCAGCAGACAGCUGCAGCGGUGGCCAGAACACCGUGGUGGCCGCAUGAAGAGAGGUCAGGGAUUUCCUUCUCGGGGUGUUCAUGGGAGACGAUUCGUGAGAUGAAGCAGCAGUGAGAAAACUCAGUGACAGAAAAGGUUUCCAUUCCCUUCAAAAACACAUUAGAUAUUUUUAAACCGAUGUUUUCAUAUUCUCUUUUCAGCCAUGACAAUGUUUGCGUGUUUUGAAGCUUGUUGUUUUUAAGUUUUCUUUUUCUUUAUAUACUGUUAAAGUACAUUUUUGCUAUCAGUCCAUGCUUAAGCGUUGUGUUUUAUGAAGUAUGUAAUAAACUUGAGAGCUGUAAGA
Messenger RNA from Gasterosteus aculeatus aculeatus (three-spined stickleback), 7371 nucleotides. The record is from RefSeq and is a predicted model, not a curated record. NCBI's taxonomy places the organism in Eukaryota, Metazoa, Chordata, Actinopteri, Perciformes, Gasterosteidae.